AUGGAGCUUGUCUAUGAGUCAGUUAAUGAGUUCUUAUUGGCCAUAACAUCCUACCUAUCAGCUCAAACAAUAUCAAAUAGAAAGCAACAACCAUCACUAGAGGCGUCUAAAGAGAAAUACAGAGAAGCCAUGAAGUCCUUACAGGAUGAUCUACUGCCCAUUAGAGCUCAUGGUAUGGGAAUUCUUAAAGAUAUGGCUUUAGCAAAGGACCCUCUAGUGUCUUCGGGCGAAGGAUUGAGCCAACUGUUGGAUAUAUUUGUUCGAUUAAUACAAGAUGAAGACAGUUAUAUAUACUUGAAUGCUGUAAAAGGUCUGUCGGCCAUGACGGAUGCUUACGGCAAUGACAUAAUCAAAAAGCUCGGUGACAUCUAUAAGGAUAAGAAUCAAAAGUUAGACAAUAGAUUAAGGAUUGGCGAAGCAUUACUACAGACUGUUCAGAGGUGUGGUGAUGCGCUCGGAAAAUAUAGUAAUACGAAUGAGACUUUUAUUACACUUUGCUCAUUAACCUUAUAUAGUCGAUACACUCUUUAG
Molecule: messenger RNA, 531 nt
Organism: Rhizopus microsporus ATCC 52813
Lineage: Eukaryota; Fungi; Mucoromycota; Mucoromycetes; Mucorales; Rhizopodaceae
Exons: 2
Coding region: 1-531 (176 amino acids)
Biological process (GO): protein secretion
Source: RefSeq, a predicted model, not a curated record